AUGUUUGUGUUACGAAAACCGGCAAAUAUGAAUGCAUAUGAUUAUUCAGUGUUUACCCAACAUCCUCCAGAUCUAGAAAUGCAAGGGGGAGGAUUACCUCCUCCAAUCAAGGAAUCACAGAUUAGAGCAUGGGAAUCGGCAGAAAGAGUAUCGCAUAAUAUCAUCUUUGGAAAUAAUAAUAUCAACUCCAGUGAAUCUGAAUUUGAAGAAAGUGAACCUGAAAAUGAAGAUACUAAUACCAAUCCAAUAAUAUCAAUUCCAGGAUAUACAAAAGGAGAAAUCAAUAUCUUGGUAUCAUCCUAUAAACAAACCCAACAACUCCCGAAACAUCAAUAUGAAACCCAUGACCCCGACCGUGAAGAACGAAAGAAAUUACUUGAAUAUAAACGUAAAAUAAUGACAAAGCAAGAGAGAAUCUAUAUGCAACAUCAACAACUACUGACUUCAAAUAUGGGGAAUAAACGAAAAUUACAAAUUUCUCAAAAGAAAGAAUUAUUAUCGAGAUUAUUUGGAUAUGGAAAUUUAUUAAAUCUAGAAUAUGUGACUAAUAAUUCUCAUUAUUCUCCGAUUGAUAGUUUGUCUAGUGUUCAGAGAUGUAUGAAUGAGGAUAAAGAGGAGAUGUCGGCUUUGAUUGAGGAGAAUAAGGCGUUUAUUCAGAUUCAAGAAGAGAUGAUGCAGAAUUUUAAAGGAGUAACAUCAUCAUCGGAUAACAAUUCGAUGACAUCGAAGUAUAAUACCAGAAGACGAAAUUCUCAGUCAAUUGAAGAUCUGACCAAUAAUAAUGAAUUCGAUCUUGAUAGGGUUCAAGAGAUGAUGAGAAGGAGAUUGGAUAGGAUAUAUGAUCGAAAUAUUAAUCAAUAUGAAGGAAUAAUAACUGAUAGUAAAGAUGAUGAAGAAUAUCGAGAGUUUAGUUUUGAUAGUGAAGAUAUUAUUGAUCAUAGAAUGGAUGAACAUGGUGAUGAAGAUCUCGGGAAUGGGGAUAUGGAUAAGGAAUUGAUAGAGUUUACUGUGGGACAAUUGAGAAAGUAUAUUAAACAAGAGUAG
Messenger RNA from Hemisphaericaspora subhashii, 1044 nucleotides. RefSeq lists its product as uncharacterized. Lineage: Eukaryota; Fungi; Ascomycota; Pichiomycetes; Serinales; Debaryomycetaceae. Gene Ontology annotation, cellular component: anaphase-promoting complex. The transcript has a single exon. The record is from RefSeq and is a predicted model, not a curated record. Bases 1 to 1044 code for a protein of 347 amino acids.